This is a messenger RNA of Prunus armeniaca (apricot), 192 nucleotides long. NCBI's taxonomy places the organism in Eukaryota, Viridiplantae, Streptophyta, Magnoliopsida, Rosales, Rosaceae. The record is from the annotation of a GenBank genome assembly.
AUGAAAUCACAGCAUUUACAGACGGAUUCCAAACAGAACCCUUGGCUUGGGUGGCUAGUUUGGGUGACUACAGUGGCUUGGGUGGCUAGGUUGGUGGGGUGUGGGAGGUGGCUGGGUAAGUCGGGGGAGGGGGCUGGGAGGAGAGAGGAAGAAAUCUUUUUUUCUUUAUUUUUAAUAUUUAAUUCUACUUGA